Messenger RNA from Indicator indicator, 2196 nucleotides. It is a transcript of the gene SLC12A8, whose product is annotated as solute carrier family 12 member 8. Gene Ontology annotation, cellular component: membrane. NCBI's taxonomy places the organism in Eukaryota, Metazoa, Chordata, Aves, Piciformes, Indicatoridae. Gene Ontology annotation, molecular function: potassium:chloride symporter activity. Gene Ontology annotation, biological process: chloride ion homeostasis; cell volume homeostasis; potassium ion import across plasma membrane. The transcript has 13 exons. The coding region runs from base 1 to 2196 and encodes 731 amino acids. The record is from RefSeq and is a predicted model, not a curated record.
AUGUUCAACCUCAAUGGUGCCAGAAGUGAGGGCUAUGUCCAAGAGCUGUUUCAUGAGGAAGCACAGCAGGUAUCUCAAAUGCAGACCAAGCCCUGGUGGAAGAUCCAGCUGUUUGUGUGGGAGCCAGUGCUUUUUGGGACGUGGGAUGGUGUCUUUACUUCCUGCAUGAUCAACAUUUUUGGAGUGGUUCUUUUCCUGAGGACAGGAUGGCUUGUGGGAAACACUGGCAUUGUAAUGGGCAUGUUUCUGGUGUCCUUUGUCAUCCUGGUUGCCCUGGUGACAGUUUUGUCUGGAAUUGGAGUGUGUGAGAAGUGCAGCAUUGGAAGUGGAGGAGUCUACUCCAUGAUUGCUACUGUCCUUGGAGGUCAAGUAGGGGGGACCGUUGGUCUCCUUUAUAUUUUUGGCCAGUGUGUUGCAGGUGCCAUGUACAUCACUGGCUUUGCAGAGUCCAUUGCAGAUGUCCUAAGCCUCAGCAACAUCUGGGCAGUGCGUGGGAUAUCCCUAGUUGUCCUGCUGGGCCUGCUGGGGAUCAACCUGGCUGGGGUGAAGUGGAUCAUCAGGCUACAGCUCCUGCUGCUCUUCUUACUGGCUGUCUCAACGCUGGACUUUGUCAUCGGGUCCUUCACACACCUUGAUCCAGAGAAUGGUUUCGUUGGCUACUCCGAAGAGCUCAUGUUCAACAACACACUGCCAGACUACAGCCAGGGGGAGUCUUUCUUCACUGUUUUUGGAGUGUUUUUCCCAGCUGCGACAGGUGUGAUGGCUGGGUUCAAUAUGAGUGGAGAUCUCCAGAAGCCUGCUACCAACAUCCCCCUGGGGUCUCUGGCUGCUAUUGGCACCUCGUGGUUUCUGUACAUGGUCUUUGUUUUUUUGCUGGGAGCCAUUUGUACCCGUCAGUCACUCCGCUAUGACUUCAUGAUAGCAGAGAAGGUGUCCUUGGUGGGUUUCUUGUUUUUGCUAGGACUGUACAUCUCAUCCUUGGCCUCCUGCAUGGGAGGGUUGUAUGGAGCACCCAGGAUCCUGCAGUGCAUCGCCCAGGAGAACGUGAUCCCUGUGCUUGCCUUCCUUGGACGUGGGAAAGGACCCAACAAGACUCCAGUGGCAGCAAUUUGCUUAACAAGUCUCAUCACCAUGGCUUUUGUCUUCAUUGGACAAGUGAACAUUCUUGCUCCCAUAGUCACCAUCAACUUCAUGUUGACAUAUAUUGCUGUAGACUAUUCCUAUUUCUCAGUCUCCUUGAGCUACAACAUUCACCAGAAACCUGAUGACACCCAGAUGAAAAAUACUAGACCUGCUCACUCUUCCCAGCCUCUAAUUGUCAACAAGUCUUCCAGCCAUGCAGCAGAUGGAGUAAUUCAAAGCAGGUCAAAUGGCACCUUGCUGGAAUUCACAAGAGACAUGGACCAGCUUUUUAAACCCUUCCGUAGUGAGCCAGGUACUUGGAAAAAAGGAGGAGCUGAGAAUUUAACUCAAAAAGUCAAACAAAAGAAGGCAAAGAAGCCAGCCAAGCAGACAUUGCAAGACAGCUUCCUCCUGGAUCUCCGACCUGAUGCUUCCCCAUCUCAGCAUGGCUGGGAUGAGGCUGUGGAGCCCUACAGUGAAUGCAGACAGGACCUGGCCGAGCAGGGCCAUUGGCGGGAUGCGGGUCCAUGCUCAUCACCUGCUGCAGAUGCCCAGGGGACACCUGGGCUGCUGGAUCUGGGGGAUCAGCUCUACAGAGAGGUGCAGGGGUUCUCUGGCCAGAGGGCAGAAGAAUCUUCUAUGAGGCAACAAAAUCCAGAGCUGGGAAUUCAGCAAAUACCAGAAUCCUUCUACUCCAAAUUAUGCAAUCACUGGGUUUCCUUUGCUGGUGCCAUCAUGUCCCUUAUCAUAAUGUUUGUCAUUCAGUGGAUCUACACCCUUGUCCUCCUGGGUGCAGCAGUGAUUCUAUAUUUCUACAUUGGCCAAGUGAGCCCAGGACUCCCCCUUGGAGCAGCAGCAAAUUUCAGUUUCUUUGGCUGGAUUAAGUCGCUUUUGAUCACCUCAUGCAGGAGAAGGCCAUCUCCCAAGGAGCAGAUCGUGGUGACACCAUCCAUUGCAACAGUUGGCAUGGAGACCACUCAGCUCACCGAGGAGAACGCAGACUUUGCCUCACGAGACCGCUAUCACCAGUCCUCACUCAUCAGCAGAGAGGAAUUUGGGAAACAAUUCCAGUGA